AUGGGAAAGCAUAGUUUCAAGCUAUCGGAGAUGAUGCCUAACGCAUGGUUACACAAGUUGAGAGACAUGAGUAAACUCCCAACUCACAACAAAAACAUGCCUUCUUCAACCAAGUCUUUUUACUCUACUUGGGACACCACUAAUCCCAAUCUCAUCGACAAUCGCUACCCGCCCACCAACAAACGAAGAGCCGUCUACAUGCCAUCUCCCACAAAAAUCGCCCCUUCCUCGCAUCAGCCUGGCCCUAUUCGGGGUGACCUCACCUCUCUUGGCAGGAUGGACUCCUCGGAGUCCUCCCAGUCAAGUUUCCACUACAAUGACUCCCUCAGUGGCCCCCACCAUUCAUACUUGAACUCGUGUGACAUCAUCAUUGAUGUUGAUGACAUGUCUUACGACUCUACCACAUGCACCGAUACCCUCACGAAAUUCAAUGUGGUAUCAGAGUUGGCCAUCCAGACUACGCCACCAGGGAAACACGAGCGUGUUUCCCUGGAAGGGUCUGUUAUGUUCCGUGACACGUCACUCAAAUCUCCGUUGGACAAGCCGAGAAGGAGCCGGAAGUCCUUCUCCGGCGGAGUGAAAAUAAGCCGGAAAGUCGGCGGGAAGAAGCCGGAAGGCCGGCGGCCGAGAAAGCCGGAGGAGGAGAGGAAGAAGGGGAUUUUAUUCACGGAGAGCUUCGCCAUUGUGAAAGCUUCAUUCGAUCCAGAAAAUGAUUUCAAGGAAUCGAUGAUGGAAAUGAUCGUUGAGAAUAAAAUCAGAGCAUCUAAAGAAUUGGAAGAGCUUCUUGCUUGCUAUCUCUCACUAAAUCCAAAUCAAUAUCAUGAUACGAUCAUCAAGGCGUUUCAGCAAAUCUGGUUCAGCAUGGCUUAA
Salvia splendens (bonfire salvia) is the source of this 870-nucleotide messenger RNA. Its product is annotated as transcription repressor OFP1. Bases 1 to 870 code for a protein of 289 amino acids. Gene Ontology annotation, biological process: negative regulation of DNA-templated transcription. Gene Ontology annotation, molecular function: DNA binding. The record is from RefSeq and is a predicted model, not a curated record. NCBI's taxonomy places the organism in Eukaryota, Viridiplantae, Streptophyta, Magnoliopsida, Lamiales, Lamiaceae. The transcript has a single exon.